GGAUUGACGACGACGGGAUGUUCACGACAUUCGCUGCGCCCCCCGUUGCUCUGUCGAACCGCAAACUUCGUGAAAAUGUGGCGGCGCACCGCCCCGAGCUCAUCCCGCUUUUCAAGCUGUACCACAAAGCAGAAAACAGCCAACAACAGCCAUGGGAGAUGGAAUCCCCCGUCAACGCGGUGAAAUUGAGCACGUUCUUGCACUCCAAGAUGCUGCUGUCGCCCGAGUUGAAUCGGAAUUCACCGUGUUAUAUUGCUCGGCGCAUUAUCCAGCUGUACAUCAAGCUCAAGUACAUUGCCACGUUCCCCCCGAAUGAAAUUGACGAGUACGGAAGCUUGGGCGACCAAGAGUACGACGAAGUGCGCAUGGUUCGCUUCCUCUUGCACAACGGCCAGCCAGCGUCCGACACGGAGCACAUCUACCGCCUAGCGUCCAUGCUGGGCAUCUCAUACCAUGGAGACUUGUGGGUCGACGUGAUGAAGUUUGUCACGUGUGCGUUGCCGUUCGCCGAGCACACCGAGUCCCUCUUGGUGCGGGGGUCGGACGACCGAUCGAUUCUCGACCCCACGACGAAAACCAACAAGUACAACACGUCCACGAUUCCGUCCGUGCAAGCAUCACAAGCAUGGAUCAGCCGCGCCAGUUGCACGAGCUCGAGCAUCUCCCUUGAUCAGUUUGCCGUGUGCGAAGCGCUGCGUCAGGAGCUGCUAUUGGCGUCGUUGUCCAUCAACAACGAUAACAUCCGAGACAUCUUCGACCGGAAAAUGCACCACGUCCGCCUGCGCCUUGCCAACUGCCUCGGGCUGCGUGCUCGCUUCGACGACCACGAAUUCCAAGCUAUCAUAUCCCCGUCCGGCACCGACGCCGAGCUACUCGCGACGUCGUGCGCGCUCGCGAGGCUAGAGGCGGUUCAUAGCGAUGCACACACAACCCCGGGCACCGUCACAUCCAUCGUGACCGCGCAGGGGGAAAUCGGCCGUGGGUCGGUGGCCGCCUCGUCCGGCCAGCACUUCAGUAAACUCACACCUAGUGGCGAGGGGGUCGAAGUGGGGACGUCGCUGUGUGCGUUUCCGUCCUGCCGCGUCAAGUGCAUCCAAGUGCCAGCUCGGAACGAAGACGGCUCUGUGGUCGACACGGACACCACGGCGUCCCAAGCCGUGACCAACGCGCUAACCGCGAACCCCAACAACGUCGCUUUGCUGCACGUUGUGAUGGGAUCGAAAACAGGCCUGAGCUGCCCCAGUUUGAACGCUGUGCAGGCGCUGACGUCGACGUAUGGGACCCGUCUUGUCGUGGUCAUCGAUGCGUGCCAGAUGCGCCUCAACCGAGGGGCGCUCGUGGAUUUUAUCCAGCGUGGCUACAUCGUGUUGGUCACGGGCUCCAAGUUUUAUGCGGGCGUGCCAUUCUGCGGCAGUGUGCUGAUUCCGGCGCAAUCGGUGUACGAACUCAACGUGGCUAACCCGAGCGUGUGUUUUCCCGCUGGGUAUGGUGAUUACUUUACAAAGUUUGACUUUCCACCGUUUUGCAUGCAAAACGUCCGCGCGGCGCUGCCGUCUCGCAUGAACGUGGGCCUUCUCCUUCGCUGGGAAACUGCCCUCGUCAACAUGGAAGUCUAUGCGUCGAUCCCGCCGGCAAUGGUCGCCCAGAUCUCGCAUGAGUAUAUCGAGCGGACCAAGAGCAUGCUGGCGACCCACACACACGUUGCCCUCCUCGAUCCAUUCGACGAAGCCGCCAAAGCCCUCAAGCCGAAACCACCCGUGUCGGCCGACACGGGGCUGCCGAUCCAGCCCCUGGAUACCAUUGUGUCGUUCCAUGUGGUGGACAGCUCCAAGGGCUUUCUCAGCGUGGACAAGCUCAAGGUGGUGCACCUGCUCUUGUCCAAGGACAUUUCGGUCGUCGUGGCCGGCACGAACGACGUCGCACUCGCCCAGAAGAAAUGCCUUGUGGGGCAACCGGUGUCGUUGGGCAAACUUCCUUACGGAGUGAUUCGCAUUGCGCUGGGCGCGGACAUGGUCAACCGCAUCUUCCAAGGCACGCAGACCAUGUCGGAGUUGGUCCUCGAAGACGCCAUCAUUCUGCGCAAGAUCGAGCUCAUCUUGAACCACUGGGAGCUGCUGUGUGCCCGCUUUGUCGAUAUUCCGACCGCUUCCGUGGCGAUGAGUGCCGCCACCUCCGUCGACACGACGCGCCCAUCGCCCCCGCCGAUGUGGAAUUUCAGCGCCAAGUCGGCGCAUUACAGCUCAGUAGUGCGGCACAUGGUGGAAGGGGGCCUCAUCACGAUUCCUCGCACGAUGUUGUACGAUUUGGACGCGAUUGACAUGGCGUUCCAGGCGUUGGUGGCGCCGUUUCCACCCCACUUUGAACAUCGUUUCGCGGUGGCAGCGUGUCCGUUGUCGUUUUUUCUGCGCCGGGCGAUUGAAAACGACGUCGGGCUCACGUGUACCUCGAUCGAGGAAGUUCACCACGCGCUACGGUUGGGCUGCGCGCCGCACAAAAUCGUGUACACCGCCCCCCACAAGUCCCCCCGAGACAUUGCUGACGCCAUCAACGCCGGCGUCGAAGUGAACGCCGACUCGUUCGACGAGCUCGAGAUCAUUCGCACCCACGCCCAACAGCGGUUCCAGUCCAACUUUCCUGAAUGUACGCCCCGGUAUGCGGGGGAACUGCCCCGCAUCGGCCUGCGCGUGCACGCGUGUUUGCACACCACAGCCCCCAAGUGGAGUGUCGGCAUCCCCCUGACCAAGCGAAACCGAGCCAAACUCGUCCAGGCAUUCCACGACAACCCGUGGAUCACAGGGCUCGCGGUCGCCUGCUGCGCCGAGUGUCCGAUCGGUGUCACUCCUAUGCAACAACUGGCUCACGGCGCCCGCGUAGUGUGUGAAUUGGCCAAAGAAGUCGAUGCUGCUGUCGGCGAAGACCGCGUCAAGGUGCUCAACCUGGGGGGGCGCGGCCUCACCGCCAACUUUGAAUCGGACGACGUGUCGCCGACACUCGCAGAAUUUGUGGACGUGUUGAAGAACGACGCACCCAAGGUGCUCGAGCGCAACAACGGCCGCACCGUCGUGACGGAAUACGGGUCGUACGUGAGUGCCAAAGUCGGCUGGACAUUGCACCAAGUGGAAUGCGUCCGCGAAAGCAGCAGCCCCGUCGAUGAUGUCGAGGACGACGAACAUGUGUUGAACAUGGUCGUGGUGCAGCCGGACGACGCGUUCUUCACCACCGUGCGGACGCCAUCGACGACGUCGUUGUCACAACCCCCCUUCCAGCAUCGCGUGUCUGUGUUCAAAUCGGACGGGUUGACAUCCACGGCCAAGCUUAUGACCCAAGAAGUAGUUUGCUUCUGUGCAAGCAACAACGACAGUGACUCGGUGCGCUUUCGACAAGUGAGCAUGCCGCAAGUCGAACGGGGGGACUUCCUCGUCUUGCACGACACUGGCGCCCGAAACAACGUGAUUGGAAAUGGUGCCGUGUAUGGGUAUCGAAAGCACGACGACGAGUUCAAGGUCGUGCUGCUAAAGCCAGGGCACACGUUGGAACAAGCCAUACAAUCGUGGAGUUGA
Molecule: messenger RNA, 3560 nt
Organism: Aphanomyces astaci
Lineage: Eukaryota; Oomycota; Saprolegniomycetes; Saprolegniales; Verrucalvaceae
Exons: 3
Coding region: 18-3560 (1180 amino acids)
Molecular function (GO): diaminopimelate decarboxylase activity
Source: RefSeq, a predicted model, not a curated record